Messenger RNA from Carassius auratus (goldfish), 1037 nucleotides. RefSeq names its product pyruvate dehydrogenase E1 component subunit beta, mitochondrial-like. NCBI's taxonomy places the organism in Eukaryota, Metazoa, Chordata, Actinopteri, Cypriniformes, Cyprinidae. Gene Ontology annotation, molecular function: pyruvate dehydrogenase (acetyl-transferring) activity. Gene Ontology annotation, biological process: pyruvate decarboxylation to acetyl-CoA. The transcript has 9 exons. The record is from RefSeq and is a predicted model, not a curated record. Bases 24 to 1022 code for a protein of 332 amino acids. Gene Ontology annotation, cellular component: pyruvate dehydrogenase complex.
CCAGACAGAGGACACAGUCAAACAUGGCUUAUCUGAGAUCUAUCCUGCGUUCAGGGAAGAAUGCCGUUCCAGCGGUUUUGCGGCGGGAGUUUCACAGGACGCUGCCGGCUGCGGUGCAGCAGGUAACAGUCCGAGAUGCCAUCAAGGAGGCCCUGGAUGAGGAGCUGGAGAGGGAUGAAAGGGUUUUCCUCCUCGGAGAGGAAGUCGCACUGUUUGAAGGUGCAUAUAAGGUCACCAGAGGCCUUUGGAAGAAGUACGGAGACAAACGCAUCAUUGACACACCAAUUACAGAGAUUGGCUUCACUGGCAUCGCUGUUGGUGCUGCCAUGGCUGGUUUGAGGCCCGUUGUUGAGUACAUGUCCUUCAACUUCUCCAUGCAAUCAGUCGAUCAUAUCAUCAAUUCUGCCGCCAAGACCUACUACAUGUCUGGCGGCCUGCAGCCCGUCUCGAUUGUGUUCCGCGGGCCCAAUGGAGCUGCGCCCGGUGUGGCGGCUCAGCACGCCCAGUGCUUUGCAGCCUGGUAUGGACACGUUCCCGGUCUGAAGGUGGUCAGUCCCUGGAGCGCCGAGGAUGCCAAGGGCCUUCUGAAAUCAGCUAUCCGUGACGACAACCCUGUGGUGUUUUUGGAGAAUGAGAUAAUGUACAGUGUGCCGUUUGAGAUGUCUGAAGAGUCUCAGUCAAAAGACUUCCUCAUCCCAAUCGGAAAAGCUAAGAUUGAAAGAAAAGGAAAUCACGUCACGCUGGUGUCUCAUUCCCACGUGGUCAGUCGGUGUAUGGAUGCUGCUGCGGUCUUGGCCAAGGACGGGAUCGAAUGUGAGGUGAUCAACCUGCGCACAAUCCGGCCUAUGGACAUGGAAGCCAUUGAAACAAGCGUAAUGAAAACAAAACAUCUCAUCACUGUGGAGGGCGGCUGGCCUCAGUUUGGAGUCGGGGGAGAGAUUCUUGCCCGAAUUAUGGAGGGUAUUUUUCUUUUUAUAUUUUUGAAAUGUCUUUUUUUGUUAUUUAUUUAUCAAUCAAUAUAACAAAAAUGCUAUUUG